AUGGCAUGGGGCCCAAGCAAGCGGAAUGAGUCACAGGCAACUUGUAGCGAAUAUAUGGCCGCCCAAAACGAUGAAAUGUCAGCUCCGAGGGAGGUGCAGAGGCAAGCAUCACUACCGCAGACCGACGAGUCACGCGGCUUGUCCUAUAGAUAUGAUAAUGCUCAGCCGACCCCAGUGGAUUUACUGCAGCUGUGCCGAGAUAUGGAAGAACACGACUUCAUACUGGGUCUCCAAAACCCGUUCCCCAUAUCAUCACUCGCCCCACCACGACUCAGCUUGAGCCAGGCCACAUCCCCUUCAGUUCGUACCGAGGAAAACAACGAGUUAGUGCAAGGCUUAAUCCAGAUCCUUGGACAGCCACGAUUCUCCAGCAGACACCUACCACGGACGAGCCCCGCCGAGGGGAUCAUGGUGCAGGAAUACUGGCCCCAUGACCCCGACUUCCAACGUAUGAGUGAAUACUCCGGGGUUGCCCCCGAGGAUCAGACGCCCUGGAACCCUACGAUUGGCAGACGUGAGGCCUUCUGGAAUGGAUGGAAGGUUGGGACUGCACAUGGGUACACCACGGACUGUAGCGUCAGUAUCGAUCACCCGCCUGCGGCUGAGCGUAUUCCGGGAUACCUGAACGGAUUCAUAGAAGGCUAUAGUACUGGAUAUGAAGCGGGGAGGGAAGAGAGGCAACGUAUGCAAAGGGAAAGUUCGUCUCAGUUGACACAGCACGAGGCGGCGCGCAUCGACGCGAGAGGCCGGGAGGUACAAAGAUCCCUCGAGCUCCGCCUGAGAGCAAUAUGGCAAGUUCCUACGGAGCUAUAA
Molecule: messenger RNA, 813 nt
Organism: Neoarthrinium moseri
Lineage: Eukaryota; Fungi; Ascomycota; Sordariomycetes; Amphisphaeriales; Apiosporaceae
Exons: 1
Coding region: 1-813 (270 amino acids)
Source: RefSeq, a predicted model, not a curated record